Molecule: messenger RNA, 3827 nt
Organism: Spodoptera frugiperda (fall armyworm)
Lineage: Eukaryota; Metazoa; Arthropoda; Insecta; Lepidoptera; Noctuidae
Product: retinoblastoma-like protein 1
Exons: 18
Coding region: 138-2909 (923 amino acids)
Biological process (GO): cell differentiation; regulation of transcription by RNA polymerase II; negative regulation of G1/S transition of mitotic cell cycle
Cellular component (GO): chromatin; nucleus; transcription regulator complex
Molecular function (GO): RNA polymerase II transcription regulatory region sequence-specific DNA binding
Source: RefSeq, a predicted model, not a curated record
UCGUGCUAUUCCCGCCACUGCCCGCCAAAUAUCUGUCAAAUUGUCAAAAUCAGGCCUAUUCAGGAUAAGUUUACGUGUUUAAGGUUGUUUAUUUUUAUGUUUUAUUUAGUAUUUCGUACAGUGAAAUCAUUAUAAAAAUGUCUAAUCUAGACGAGAGUGAAGAAAAUUUAAUAGGUGUAAUGGACAGUCUAUGUUCAGAUCUAAAUGUUGACCCUGUUGCUGCGAAAAAGGCUAAGGACUCAUUUCUACAUUUAAAACGACAUUUUACUUUAGAUGGUGAUACAGGGCAUUGGAUGGCUUGUGCCCUGUAUGUGGCAUGCAGGACAUCCAUAACACCAACUGUCCAGUCUGGGAAAGCUGUAGAAGGGAACUGUGUCAGUCUCACCAAGCUCCUGAGACUAUGCAACAUAAGUCUUAUUCAGUUCUUCAAAAAAAUCAAGAAUUGGAUGGAGAUGGCUUUAAUGUCAACUGAGUUUAGAGAUAGGAUAUCUCAUUUGGAGCACAAGUUUGCAGUGUCCACAGUCCUGUACAGAAACUUCCAGCCUAUCUUCCAGCAAAUCUUCUCUGGCCUGACUAAUGAGCCUUUGAAGCCUAGCACUUUGAAGAGAAGGUCUAAGAACCAGCCUUGUACGACAAAUGCUCUGUAUGAGUUCACCUGGUGUUUGUACAUAUGUGUGAAGGGAGAGUUCCACAAGUCCGCUCAUGAUCUUGUAGACAUGUACCAUCUGCUGCUUGCAUGUUUGGACUUUGUAUUUGCUAAUGCUUUCUUGAGCAAAAGGACUGAUGUUAUUAAUCCUGCCUUCAAAGGUUUACCAAAAGAUUGGUUGAGUGAUGAUUUCAAAAUGCCAAACACAGCGCCGUGUAUCAUGUCCACAUUGUGUGAGAUAAAGAAUGGUCUACUAGUAGAUGCUGCUUCCACAAAGGAGUACAGCUGGAAACCUGUUGUAAAAUCAUUCUUUGAAAAACAAAUCCUGAAAGGUGAUAAGGAACAACUUUCUGGCGUGCUUGAUGUAGGAUUAUUUGAUCAAAAUCUUAAAUCAUUGAACAAUUUAUAUGAAACUUACGUUUUAAGUGUUGGAGAAUUUGAUGAACGUAUAUUUUUGGGUGAACAUGCAAAUGAACAAAUUGGAACAUCGAAUAAAGUGUCUGGAGAUGAAAUAUCACAAGUUAUAGCUACAUUUGGCCCAAGUAACCGCGCCUGUCACGAGACUCCGCUAACAGGCCGCCGGUAUUUAGCUCGCCGAGACGAGGAGCUCACACCAGUUUCCGAAGCUAAGAACAGCCUCGCUCGUCUCGCUUCCUACCUCAGAAAUGCCAAACCGCAACCUUCCAGGGACCUCUUGAAAUUAUUCUCUGACUGCAAUGUAAACAUGGAGGCAAUAAACACGAAUCUAGUGCAGCCAUGUAACAGGUGGAUGGAGAAGUUUGCUAAUAGUUUGAGAGAGAGCAAUACCACAUCCAGUAACGAGACCAUAUCAUUCCGAUGUAACAUGGUCACCUGUUUGUAUUAUAAAGUAUUUGAACACAUCAUCAGAGAGGAACAUAGAAAGAAACCACAAGUGUCCUUAAAUAUGCUGCUGACUCAAGAAACAUACCAGUUGGCAGUGUACGCGUGCUGUACAGAGAUAGUUCUACACGCUUACGGCUUCCACUCGCUAAAGUUCCCGAAAGUAUUGCAGAUAUACGGACUCAGUGCCUUCCACUUCUAUAAGAUUAUCGAGCUUGUAGUACAGGCGGUCGUCGAGAAACUCAGCCGUGAUGUUAUCAAACAUCUUAAUGCUGUAGAGGAAGAAGUAUUGGAGUCCUUAGUGUGGACAUCAGACAGUCCGCUCUGGGACCAGCUUAGUAAAACUCCUGUACCAGCAUCCAUGGACGUUAAAGUUCACGAUUCACCGCAUCGUAGAACCAAUGGUCUUCAAUCGCCAGUGUCAUCGGUUAUGGAUCGUUACCUGUCACCUAUUGCAGACCAGGCGAAAAAGCAGCUAUUCAAAGACAAUAUCAAACCGGGACAAUCUUUACUAGUUGCCACGAACACUACGCCGUUGAAACAAGAAGCAAGCACUUCGCAAGCCACACCUGGUUGCUCGAACGGCGAAUCGAAUAGCAACACUACUACACCUAAGAAAACUAAUAACUCGUUAAUAUUGUUCUUUAGAAAGUUUUAUAGUUUAGCUGUGGUGCGUGUAAAUGAUUUGUGUACUCGACUACGUUUAACUGACGAAGAGCUGAAGAAGAAGAUAUGGACGUGUCUAGAAUAUUCUGUGAUGCACCAGACACAGCUUAUGAAGGACCGCCACCUGGACCAAAUACUCAUGUGCGCCGUCUACGUUAUAUGUAGAGUGUCAAACAAUCCUACAAAUCAAGUAGAGAGGACAUUUACAGAAAUCAUGCAUUGUUAUAGACAACGGCCAUUAGCUGAUAAUCAUGUGUACAGAUCUGUUCUUAUUAAACAGAGUGAUGGAGAGAGUUCACCAGAAAGAGGCGAUUUAAUUAAUUUCUACAAUAAAGUUUAUGUCCAAUGUAUGCAGAACUUUGCAUUAAGAUUUACUGGGAAGCAUAAAGACGAAUGUAGCCUAUCUCCGCUGCCGGCCGGUCGCGGCGAUGCGACGUGGUCCCCCGCCGGCCAACGCGUGUCGGAGAGGCACCAGCUCUACGUGAAGCCUCUCACCACGCCACCGCCGCCGCACCAUCAUCUCACUUACCGCUUCAGCCGCAGCCCUGCCAAGGACCUACACGCUAUCAACACAAUGGUGUCGUGUGAGGUGGGCGGGUUAGCCACGUCGCUGGGCGCGCUAGGAGUGAAGCGCGGCGCUGAGGCAGGGGGGGACGUCGUGAAGCGAGCACGUCUCGCGCACCCCAGCGUGGCGCGCCGGCUGCAGGGACUCAUGACCGACCGACAGGCUGUCUAGACGGUACCGACAGUUCAUUGCCUCACAUUCUAAUCAUAAACACGUUGGUACACAUUGUAAUGAAAUUUUUGUUUUUUCCCAGAUUCAAUCAAAUCCAUCCAAAAUUUACAUUCGAGUCUAUGUACGUUUUCUUAGUCAUAUUUAUUUCAUUUCAUUUAGUACCAAAAAUCACUUCUAGCUCUCUAGCCGACGUAUGUCUUUAUUCUUUUAAAAACGGUUUGAUUAUAUGACGAAUUGUAAUAUGUAAAUGUGAAAUCAAUUUUGUUAAGAUUGACCGAAUGACUUGAUGCUUAGUUAGUCAUAACUUGUACUGCAAGCAGUGCCAGAUCGCCGCCCGGAGGCAAUGUCACGCGUACUUAGCGCCCACAACGUUGAGAAAAAUACAUAUUGAUCUCAUUUUUUAUUUAUGUUGAUAAUACAUAUAGUAUUGAUAUGCCAUAACUUGAAUUUUGCUCAUUGCUUAACGUAAGAUUUAAGUUAUAAUAGUAAUCGAGUCUUUCAAGGGCUGUGUCGGAAUGAAUUGUGUUUCUGAAGCAAGAACACUGUUUUAUUUACCAGGUUUCUGUCAACAUACAAGUAUGUAAUUUGAGUUUUUAUUUUCCAUCUUAACAUAAUUGACUGAAUAAUUUGUUUGUAGCAAAUAUUUUAUUUUACUCCAUAGUUUUCAUAUUGUAGGUAUGGCACUACCUAAUAUUAAGUUCCUCGUAAAUUUUGUUUCUUACAAUCUGACAUAUUUUAGUUUCUUCCAUUAAUUGUAUUAUUAUUCCUUAGUUUGUAAGUAAUCAGAGAAAAUUAUAAAUCAAUUUGUUUUAACUAUCAAUCAAAAUUAAAUGAUUGUAUAUUUCGGACAUAAGCACUAUAUAUCAUGUAUUCUAUUAGAUUUUACUCUUAGAUAAUAAAAUAAAAGAUUGUAUCCAA